Molecule: messenger RNA, 733 nt
Organism: Ochotona princeps (American pika)
Lineage: Eukaryota; Metazoa; Chordata; Mammalia; Lagomorpha; Ochotonidae
Gene: DUSP29
Product: dual specificity phosphatase 29
Exons: 3
Coding region: 20-733 (237 amino acids)
Biological process (GO): protein dephosphorylation; negative regulation of MAPK cascade
Cellular component (GO): cytoplasm
Molecular function (GO): MAP kinase phosphatase activity; protein tyrosine/serine/threonine phosphatase activity
Source: RefSeq, a predicted model, not a curated record
UCCAUCAUGACCCUUUCUCAUGAGCAGCUGCAGAAAGGAAAGAAAAUCCCUCGGCUCUAAAAUGACAUCCGGAGAAGCUAAAACGAGCCUAAAAAAUGCCUAUCCAGCUGCCAAGAGGCCGUUUCCAAAGGCAGAGGAGGAGGGGAUGGCGGAGGAUGACUACUGCACCCCUGGAGCCUUUGAGCUGGAGCGGCUCUUCUGGAAGGGCAGCCCCCAGUACACCCACGUCAAUGAGGUCUGGCCCAAGCUCUACAUCGGUGAUGAGGCAACCGCGUUGGACCGCUAUGGACUGCAGAAGGCGGGCUUCACGCACGUGCUCAACGCCGCGCACGGCCGCUGGAACGUGGACACCGGGCCUGACUACUACCGCGACAUGACCAUUGAGUAUCACGGCGUGGAGGCUGAUGACCUGCCAACCUUCGACCUCAGCGUCUUCUUCUACUCCGCGGCCGCCUUCAUCGAGGAGGCGCUGCGUGAGGACCACAGUAAGAUUCUGGUUCACUGCGCCAUGGGCCGCAGCCGCUCGGCCACCCUGGUUCUGGCUUACCUGAUGAUCCACAGGAACAUGACCCUGGUGGACGCCAUCCAACAAGUCGCCAAGAACCGCUGUGUCCUCCCCAACCGGGGCUUUCUGAAGCAGCUCCGAGAACUGGACAAGCAACUUCUGCAGCAGAGGCGGCAGGCCCAGCGAGCGGACGGCGUCGGUGAGGAGCCCGAGGCCGGGGAGCAGUAG